UUAAUAUUAAGUAGAUUAAGGACGCAUAAGACCUGCCCCCCUUCACCGACGCGGCCACAUUCAGCAUCCACCGACUCAUCCACUCACACAGCUUUCAUCCGACGUGCAGCACGCAGCCUCCAGGGUCGGUUCGAGUCAGCCUUCAGUCGAUUUUGCUUUUUUAAUUCUAAAGAAAAGAGAGAAAGAUGUCUUUGAGAGGACCUCUAUUCCGUCUUCUCAGAACUCAACUGAGCCACACGUGCCAGCAGAGCAGGGCUCAGUCUGUCGCUGUUUUGGGCGCUCCGUUUUCAGGAGGACAGAAACGAGGAGGAGUGGAGCACGGUCCCAAAGCCAUCAGAGAUGCGGGUCUCGUGGACAGGCUCUCCGGUUUAGACUACUCCGUCCAUGAUUUCGGAGACCUCACCUUCAACUACCCGGAGAAGGACGAGCCCUACAUGAACGUACAGCUCCCUCGCACUGUGGGUGCAGCCAACAAGAAGCUGUCUGGUGCAGUGAGCAGAGUGGUUGGUGCGGGACACACCCUUGUUAUGCUCGGUGGUGAUCACAGCAUGGCUAUCGGAUCAGUGGGAGGCCACGCCCAGCAGUGUCCUGACCUGUGUCUCAUCUGGGUCGAUGCUCACGCAGAUGUUAACACGCCCAUGUGUUCUCCAUCAGGGAACCUCCACGGACAGCCCGUGGCGUUCAUGCUGAAGGAGCUGCAAGACAAGAUGCCAAACCUCCCAGGGUUCUCCUGGUCAAAGCCCUUCCUCUCCUCGAGGGACCUGGUCUACAUCGGUCUGCGAGAUGUUGACCCCGGAGAGCACCAAAUCCUGAAGAAUCUGGGAAUCCAGUAUUUCACCAUGAGAGACAUCGACAGACUAGGCAUCCAAAGAGUCAUGGAGGUCACACUCGACCAGCUUCUGUCGAGAAAGCAGAGACCGAUCCACCUGAGCUACGACAUCGAUGCGUUCGACCCGUCUCUGGCUCCCGCUACAGGAACUCCAGUGAACGGAGGUCUGACCUACAGAGAGGGGAUCUACAUCACAGAGGAGAUCCACAACACAGGUUUGCUGUCAGUCAUCGACCUGGUGGAGGUGAACCCAACGCUUGGGGCAAACCCUGAAGCUGUGGAAUCCACCGCCUCUCUAGCGGUGGACGUCAUCGCGUCGUCUCUGGGACAGACGAGAGAAGGAGCUCACGUGUCCAUCGAUGAGAUCCCCGCUGUGAAGGACGAGACAGAGAAGCUCCGCCUCUGAGAGCAGGAAGAAAAGCUAUGGACUUUAUCAUCCCUGGGCAUUCCUCAGUUGAAAUCACAACUCUGCAAAGACUGAAUCUAACAGUAGCUGAAGGUUUGAGGUUCUCCUCUUUUUGCUGAUGUAAUAUUUAAUGGAAAAGAAGAAUUAUGUCUGGAUUCAUGAAACUAUAAAAGGGCUUUUCAGGUUUGAAUAGAAACGUUCAUUAACACUACUGAGAGCCUUUGGCAUCAUUUAGAAACAUGGAGUACUAUUAACCACUUCCUUCCUCCUCUGCUGCUGUAUGUAUUAUGUGAUGUGUUAGAUGGCACAGCCACCACAUAUUUAUUUUGGGUUUGUUUUUAAAGAAUACAAACCCGCCUCAGAGGUAUGAGAAACCAGGUGUGACUCGGUUGGAGGUCCUCAGUUUUACGUGGACUCUCCGGCUGUGCCAGUUACUAAAAACAAGCAAUGAUGUGUUUGCACUUUUGGACCAGCUGUAGUUACUGUAUUUACUUUAGACUUUUGUAUUUUCACUUUGAACCUACCCAAACGUGUACUAGAGUUUAUGUGUAGAAGUAUUUACUAACAUCUUCUGUUUGAAUUGGCUUGAAAACUGUUAACACCCAGCUUUGAUUUCAAACACUGGGAUAGAAAACAUUAGCAGUAGCAGUAGCGGUUAGCUCAUCUAAGUUUGAAUUGAUCCGAUGAGGCACUUCAUGACUUUUGUCCGUGUAACAAAGAGUUUAUAUUUUAGUCUUCCCUAAAUGUAAUUGCAUUUUUCAUUGCUGUGUACACCUGUCUUAUUUUCUUCUUUAUUUUUUUCAUGUCAUCGUGAAGUUAAAAAUCAAUGCUGUAUCAGUUAUUCAUGAGAAAGCUGCUAUUACUCAUUAAGCAAUGAAUAAACAAGUGAUUGAUAACCACAGUUA
Molecule: messenger RNA, 2140 nt
Organism: Notolabrus celidotus (New Zealand spotty)
Lineage: Eukaryota; Metazoa; Chordata; Actinopteri; Labriformes; Labridae
Gene: arg2
Product: arginase 2
Exons: 8
Coding region: 186-1235 (349 amino acids)
Cellular component (GO): cytoplasm; mitochondrion
Molecular function (GO): arginase activity; manganese ion binding
Source: RefSeq, a predicted model, not a curated record